CUAGGGGUGCAAAUACGUGCAAUUACAUCGUUAUCACCUAUGCAUGUUGUUUCUCACAAGGAGCACGAGUCUGUCGUGUAUCCUUCUGUGUUUCCUAUUUUGAAGGAUCCACCUCCCAUACCUUCGCCGCCACUCCCGUCCACUCCGUCACCAAAAGAACAUAUAAAGGAGGAGUGGCGGCCGAAACUGUAGGCAGCUAAGCCUGCUCGAAAGAAAGCCGGAGACCACUACGAGCUGGUCCCGCUCCCACCUUGGCCAUCCGAGUAUUCACUCGCUUGCAUCCUGACGGAUGGCCAAGUCGAGUUGGCGAAUGCUGGUGGCCACAUUCGUCGUGUGCAUGGCCACCAUUUGAAGCUGUACCUCAAGAGCGAGGUGGAUCCGCUCUUGAAGGCACCCGCGCCUACACCUCUCUGAGGAUCCACCUAUUGGCGUCCAGCUAAAAGACGAUAAAGAAGCGCUUGUGGGGAGGCAACCCUACCUAGGUUUGCAUUUUAUUACCUUUUUCCUUUUGAUUUUUCGUGUUUUUUGAGUCUUGAGGGGUUGUUCACGAGUUGUAUGUCGUUCUGGAGUGAAAACAGGUCAAUUUCGGAGUUCUGGCAGCCCACACGACCAGCCCUGAAAGUCACACGGCCGUGUGGAAUCGGGUUUUGGCUGUGUGUGCUCUCGUGAAUUUCCACACGGCCAGUUGUGAUUGUGACACGGUCGUGUGGAUUUGGACCCAGCCCGUGUGAGCUCUCGUCAAAAGUCACACGGCCAAAUGUGCUUUUUGCACUGCAGUGUGGAUUUCCUCGGCCUGCCCGUGUCGGCCGACACGGGCAUAUGUGCACCUCACACGGUCUUGUGAGCCUGCCCGUGUGGCCGAGCCCCGGGCUAUAAAUUCGGCCGACAUGGCCGAGUGGUCAGAAAAUCCAAAUUCUCUCGCCGGAAACCUCUCCCCCUCGCUGGAAAACUGCGACUUUUCGCCAUCCUUGUCAAUUUUCAGCUAUUUUUGGUCGGUUUUUCACAAAUCCAACAACACACCCACCCUUUCCUCCCCAUUAUCGGCCUAUCCCUCGAUUUUGAGGUGAUUUGGCUUGAUUUUGAGUCGUCGGAGGCGAUUUCCGGCGAGACUCCGGCGAGGCUCCGACGAGCACUUCCGGGCAGUUUUUCGGCCUUUCGUCGCUUCCAUUGCCUUCCCCUCAUCAUCCCCUACACCUCUACUUGAGUCUCCAGGUUUGAUUUUGACCUUAACCAUGUUUUUCAUGGAGAAUUGGGUGUUAGGGUGCAUGUUUAGAGAACCUCUUUGAAUCAUGUGAAUUGUGUGCAAUUGAUUGAGGGGAAUGCUUGGAUUAUGUAUGAAUUGUGUUGGGCAUUGUCCCCCUUGCUUGUUUGAGCCCUUGUGUGCAAGAAUUUUGUCCAUUUCAUGUUUACCUUAAUAGUGCACACAAAGUGUUCGAUGAAAUGCCUGUUUUCGUACCAUUUUGUGGGAGUCGGUUGGGACCCUUAAUGAUGUGCUUUGAGGGUGUGUUUGCUAUGGAUGUGAACCUUGAGUUGCCUACUUUUUCAUGGAUGUGCACCCCCACUCAGAUUAUGCUUGAUUUAUCGAGUUUUUGACCCCGAACUAUGGAUGAAACCACGGUUCGGCUGUUUUCUGUUCUUAAGUGUGGGGGUGUGAUUAACAUUUCCUUGCCUCUUUUGGUUCCACUCUGGGUUGUUCUUUUGCAGGACCAUGACGAAGCCCAACCUCAGGCACCCGUUUGUUCAAGAUUUGAGAAGGGGGCCCCACCAAGAUCAUUUUAAGAACGUCCUGGCCUGCAAGUUUGGGCAGCAUCAUUGCUGGUCCAAGCGAGAGUUUGAGAAGCUGAACUGCUACGAGCACUUCUCCUCCAUUGUCACCAACCGCCCCUGGCGCCGCCUACUCUGCACUCGCGAGAAGGUUUACCACGAGCUCGUGCUUGAGUUCUACACGACCUUUAAGCCCGCAGACAUGGAGGAUUGGAAGGACGGCAAAGCCAUCAAUUUCAGGCUCGGCGGUGUGGCCCGAUCCAUGAGCUACCACGAGCUGGCGACCGCCCUCGGCCUCGGCCUGGUCGAUGACAGGGACUACAUCACCGAGCUCACAGAGCUGGAGCGGGUAGACUUCAGGACACUGUACACCCACCUCGCUCGGCCAGGCCAGCGUCCCUUCUCGGCGGGGAAGACAAAGGCCAACACAUUGCAGCUCGACAACCGCAUUCUCCAUCACCUGCUGGCCAAGUCUUACACUCCAGCCUCGGACAGUGCCAGCGCCAUCACCAAGAGAGCCAUGUACUUCAUCCAGUCUAUGCGGCAGAGGGAUCAUCCCCUCCACUUGGGUUCGGUGGUGGCGAGGACCUUCGACAAGAGUGCUUCCGAGCUGAAGAAACUCCACUGCACUCCCCUCAUCACCCGCCUGGCAGCCUACUUCCAGAUAUCCCUGCAGGGGUGCACAAAGCAGGGAGACACUAGUGCCUUUGGCGAGUUUACAAUCGGUAAAAUGCACCUGCUUCAAGAAGAGCGAGGUGUUAAGUGGAUCGAGGGGUUUCCUCAACCUCAGAUCCCAGAAGAGGUCCAGCCGGAGGUUCCCGAGGGUGCGCCUGAUGAGGAUGUCCAUCCCGAGGAUGUGGAUGAUACUGCUGCCGCCCGACCCACCACCUUCGAGUACGGGGGUGGCAGCUCCACUUUCCCCGGCCAGGACUACUUCACUCAGCAGUUCGAGCAACUGCGUCUCCAGAAUCAGCAGCUCUACGACCAUCAGCUCCAGUUUCAGCAGCAGUAUUCGGCUCACCAUGCCGAGUACCCGACCCGGAUGGCCGCUUAUGAUGAGCGUUUGGAUCGGAUGGAGACCCAACAGGGUGUGACCCUGGCUCGUAUCGAAAGGGAGCAGGCCCGUUCUCGGCGCAUGCAGGAGGUCCAGCAGCACCUUCUCCAGCUGCUACCAGGUGCGCAGCCAGUCUGGAGGACUCCCUGGGAGGACUCUCCACCUCCACCUCCACCAGCUGAUGACGAUGAUGCAUUCAUGAAUGACAUUGAUCUGGACAACCUUGGCGACAAGUAGGUUGUACUUGUCGUCCCUCAGUGUGUGUUUUUGUUUUGACAGUCUCUUAUGCAUCUAGUUCAAGGAAUCAGAAUGAGAGAUAGAGCAUAUAGGUAGCCAUGUGAGAUUUGAGCCUGCUCGUUUCUUUCUUGUGCGAUAGUUCCCUCUUCCAUCAUGUGUAGCAUUCACGUUGUCAUUAGCUAAGAUGAUGGAGGCAUAGGAUUAGCCCACGACCAAAUUGACUGUCCUGGUGUGUCAUACCCCCUAGUUAGCCCCUUUGAGCCGUGUGUUAUCCUUUCUUUUGGUCUUCAAUGAAAAGUCACCCUUUUGCAUCUUUUAGAAGGUUCCACAGAGUGAUUUUCACAUGUUCUCUGCUGUUUCUGCUAAAUUUAAUGUGAAGAGUUGGAGGUAGUUCUUAAAAAGUUGGGCAGGUGUUUGAAAAUGUGCAGAGGUGGUGGUUCUCUUAAGAAAUGAAAAAAACUGAAAGAAAAACAAAGAAAAAAUGAAAGCAAAAGAGAGUCACCACCAAAAAUCUGAAUAGUGCCCAUUAAGUAGUGUUUCUUAGCAGUCUGGCUUAGAAAUACUGGUAUUUAUGUGACCUCCUUCGCUCUUGUUCUCUGAAGAAUUUGAGUAAUGCAGAAUAGUAGAAAGAAAAUACUGGUUUGAUUGACUGUGAGUUUGUUGGGUUUGGAAAUGUGGAACCUUGAGCUAAGAAUACUUCCACCACCUAAAAGGCCUUUUCCCCAUGUCCAAGACCCUAGCCAGUCAUUUGAACCUGUGUCUAAGACCUCCUGAUUAGUUAGUGAUGACAACCAUUUAUGUGAACUCUGACUUUUAGAGGCUGCCGUCGUGGUGAAGAGAUGUUAGGAAUUGAGAGAAUAAGUAUGCGCAUUUUUCACAUCAAAUUGUCCUGACCCCACUGGUCGAGAGUGAGUGAUUCAUUUCCUUGUUCUUUACACUCUUUACCCCGGUGAGGACCUAGAUGGCUCAGUCUUGAUUAUGAUAUCUUGAGUUUUAUGCAUGAGUUGAUUGUCUUGAGUAAGUGGUUGAGUCAAGUCUAGGUUGGUUGAUGAACAGAAGGGAGACUCCUCCUUUACUCGAUUUUGCUGCACUCGAAUGUCUUCUGUGGUGGUUGUCCAGGUUGUUAUUGAGGUUGUUCAUGUGUUGAUGUUUGAAAGCCAGUAUGAUUCACGUGUUUCUGUGCCUAUAUGAUUUGUCCCCAAUGUUGGUAUGGUUGAAAUAUGUAAGCUUACCUUGUGUCUGACUUGGUUUGCUUGGGGACAAGCAAACGGUUAAGUGUGGGAGAGUUUGAUAAACCGUUAAUUGCACA
Messenger RNA from Linum trigynum, 4364 nucleotides. NCBI's taxonomy places the organism in Eukaryota, Viridiplantae, Streptophyta, Magnoliopsida, Malpighiales, Linaceae. The record is from the annotation of a GenBank genome assembly.